Molecule: messenger RNA, 1996 nt
Organism: Scheffersomyces amazonensis
Lineage: Eukaryota; Fungi; Ascomycota; Pichiomycetes; Serinales; Debaryomycetaceae
Exons: 1
Coding region: 50-1945 (631 amino acids)
Source: RefSeq, a predicted model, not a curated record
CUAAUAGAGCUCUUAGAGUCCCCACUAAAUGACCUACUAGUAUAAUAAUAUGAACCGUCAACGUUCCCGACUAGUGCGUGGACUUCGAGGACUUCGAGGAUUUCGAGGACUCGGAAUUAAACAAAGUCCCAGUAUGAAAAAUACUACUCCGAAUCCAUUUGCAGAGUAUGAGGAAUCCCAAUUCAGUCAAGAAACUAUCCCAUUAGUCCAACGACUCCGGAAAUCAUAUGACAUAUUACUUCACGAGCAAAUGUUUAAGGUGGCGAGUGUUCUUUCAAAGUAUUACGCUAGUCAAGAAUCAUUAUUCAUCAAAGAUUUAGUGGACUUCCCAUCCAACGAUAAGUCAUUUAAAUAUUUUGGAGCCAUUUAUCAGAAAUCCCGAAGCUUUCGGGUGAUUAUUAUGAAUGAUUUGAUAGAACUCAUACGGCGAGGUGAGUACUACCAUGUGUCGCGAUUUCUUCAUACAUUAAUACGAAUGCAGUUAGCCAAUAGGGAAUUAAUUCGAGAGUUAGUAGUUAAAAAGUCUCAUGAGAAUAUGGGGCCUGAGCAAUUACUUAAACUUUUAGCUCAAUGUAUAAUACUUCAGACUCAGAGUGUAGGGGAUUAUAUAUAUGCAGCAAGAGUUGUUUUGUUAUUCCAGGAAGAAAUGAAUCUAGGAAUUUCACCAUUCAUUAAAGAUCCCAUAUUACGAGGUUUAGCAACAUGUACUGAUCAUACCAGUAUUUAUGCAAGUUUUGCUCUCCUUAAGAUAAUUCAAACUAUGGAUUUUCUUGAUGUUCUGUCGUCCACUGUAUUUCAGAUCUUAGAAUUCUUUGUCAACAAUAAAACCAUCUAUUUUUCUAACAAAUUCUUAGAGAUGAUAAUAGAAAGAGGAAGUUUACAACGUUUACAUUAUCAUAAUCCUCAACAAUAUAGUACGGUGAUGAUGGAAUUGAUUAAUCAGAACUUACAUGAUGGCAUUUAUGAUGUAGCAUUCAAAUGGUGGAUGGAGCUUACAAAAGUUAUUAGUAAUACUGAUCAUAAUAUAGAGACAACAUAUAUUAAACUAUUAAAAUAUCUGCCUAAUCCUCAGACAACAAAACAAUUAAUUAAAUCAACGGAGAAUCUUAAUAUAAAGUCCACUGAUGUUACAGAUAUGUUAAUUGAGAAAUUAGGUACGGACUCAAAGACUUUUAAUGAGCCUAUUUAUCAAAAAUUAUUUCGUACUCUUACUCCUCCUAUGCGGAGACUGACAAUGUCACUGUUGUUGAAGACAUUUUUAUAUCAGAACAAUGAACUGGCAACCCACAAAAUCCUUCAACUCAUCUUUAAAUCGAAGAAUGGAAUUGAACCUAUUGAUCUUAAAUCAUAUGUUGAUAGAUUACUUCAAGAAGGUGAGUUAGAUAAAUGUAUACAAAUGGUUGAAGCCAGUUCAAUUUCAGUAUCUCGAUUGGCAUACGUCAGUGUCAUUCGGUAUAUGUUUGAGAAUGAGGAAGAUCUUGAAAUAAGACGAUCAUUUCUUGAAGAAUAUAGUAGAAGAGCUUUAAAACUUAGAAAGUCCGAUGAAUCAUUGGCUCAACUUGGUUGUGAAAUCAUUCGAUAUUAUUGUAAUCGGUACAGUAAUCGAGCAGCUAAAAAGUUAUAUACCACUAUGAAUGCUUAUACUUCCAAACCUAUUAUUGAUCUUAACGAUCAUCUAUACGAUAAAUUAAGCUUUGCCAAAUUCAAAAUACCUAAUCAAUUUAAAGACAUACUCACUAUGACUCAACUGAGUCGUAGAGAUUCCCUUGAUAUCAUAGUGAGUAAGGCUAUCAAAGAACAGGAUGAAACUACGGUAAUAUGGGCUAUAGAUGAAAUGAGAUAUAUUGGAUUGGAUGUCAGAGACAUUCUAAAUCAUUUACACAAGAGGGAUAAUUCAGGAUAUAUCAUGAGUAUUCUCAAACCUGAGAUUAGAAAUCAGUUGUAACAUAUCAUUUAUUUGCAUGUAUAUAGUAAAAAGUAUGUAUAAUAGAAGUAG